Messenger RNA from Aspergillus heteromorphus CBS 117.55, 1452 nucleotides. Its product is annotated as dynactin subunit 2. The transcript has 3 exons. Gene Ontology annotation, biological process: mitotic spindle organization. The record is from RefSeq and is a predicted model, not a curated record. Lineage: Eukaryota; Fungi; Ascomycota; Eurotiomycetes; Eurotiales; Aspergillaceae. The coding region runs from base 1 to 1452 and encodes 483 amino acids. Gene Ontology annotation, cellular component: cytoplasm; dynactin complex.
AUGUCUUUCAACCGGAAAUAUGCUGGUCUUCCAGAUUUGGAUCUCGCGCCCGAUAUCUAUGAGACCCCCGACCUGACCGACGAAGCCUCCACCAUCCCGCCCACAACUAUCCGCACAGCAUCCAACGCAGAAGAUGACACCGGCUCCAACUCCGACAUCGACCGGCAGGGAAUCAACGCGGACGAGGCGCGCGCCCACUUCCUCGGCGCCACGGUCGAUGCCCGUGAUGUCAAUUUCUCCGACAGCAUCGCGUUAAAACGCAAAGCAUACCGAAACAAGAACCGCCGGCGGCGCCGGAGACCGGAAAACGGGCUCGAGGAACCGGAAGACUUCAGUGACAGCGAAGAUGAAAGCGUGGAGAGGAAGCUCGCGCGCCUUCGCAGGGAAGUGGAGGAAUUGAAGACCGAGAUGGCCUCGCAACCGUCCAAAACCGAAUCCGAAGCCGAAACGCCCGAAGCCCCCGCCGGUGGAAAGGAGGCCAUUGGCGACGGCGUCCUGGAACUCAGUCGCGCAUUGGACAACCUGUACACCUCCCGAAGUACCUCCGGGCCGCACUCGGCGGCAGCAGCAUUGUCACAGAAGAUAGCAACAGCAUCGCAAUCCACAUCCGAACCCCCCACUACCACCCCUGGCGAUUCCACAAGCACACAGCCCGACGCCCCCGCCUCUUCCGCCGGUGUCCUGGCCCACGCGGCAGCAUUUGACGGCCGGCUGGCGCUCAUCGAAGCCGCCAUGGGAAUAUCCAGCUCGUCGAACCCCUUCGUCAGCGACGGCAUCUCCGAGCCAGCGCUGCAGCCGGUACUUCCAGCCCUGGACCACCUGACGUCCCGUCUAUCGACCCUCAUGAACAUGCUCGUGGGUCCGCACCCCAUGUCCGCCGUACCGACCAUGGGCUCCGCGGCGCCCUCCACCACCAUCACCACCCCGCAUCUCGAGACACUCUCCACGCGCGUCCGAAAGCUCACCGCCGAUACAGAGGCUCUGGCGUCUGCGCGCAAACGCGCCGUGGACGCCGCCAAGGCCGCCCAGAACGCGCGCAUCGCCUCCGCCGCCAUCGAGCCCUCAGACAUGUCCGUCUCCUCGUCGUCCGCAACCGAGGUCGACCCCGCCGCCACCCAGCGCGACGAACAAGCAACCAAGAUCCAAGCCCUCUACUCCACCCUCCCCACCAUCCAAUCCCUCCACCCCAUCCUCCCCAGCGUGCUGGAACGCCUCCGCUCCCUCCGCGCCAUCCACGCCGGAGCCGCCCAGGCCUCCGAGUCCCUGGACCUGCUCGAGAAGCGUCAAGUCGACAUGGCUCGCGAGAUCGAACAAUGGCGCGAGGGUCUGCGCGUCGUCGAGGAGAAGACGAGCCAGGGCGAGACAGCCAUGAAGAGUAAUAUCGAACUGGUGGAACCGUGGGUCCGUGACCUAGAGAGUAGAUUGGAGCGUCUGAGUGGAGGAGAGGCGUAG